This is a messenger RNA of Emys orbicularis (European pond turtle), 1896 nucleotides long. RefSeq names its product protein INSYN2B-like. The transcript has 3 exons. The coding region runs from base 1 to 1896 and encodes 631 amino acids. The record is from RefSeq and is a predicted model, not a curated record. Lineage: Eukaryota; Metazoa; Chordata; Testudines; Emydidae.
AUGGUCAGUAAGGAGACCAGCCCCUGCCUGGCUCGGAGCAGUGAGGGCAGCCAGGAGAAAGCCAUGACCGUACGCUCAGUGCUGCUCAACCGCGACUCGCCCGACAUCGAGACCCGCCUCAAACGCCGACGCAACCGCACCCAGCAGGUUCGCUUCAAGGACCUGGUGGAUGGCCACCCUGGGGAGGAGGCGAGCCCCGCGCAGAAGCCAGCAGCUACCCCUGACACCAACACCCCAUGUGCCUCUACACCUCCCAGGGAUUCCCCUGAGCUGGUGGCAAACUGUGCCUCGGACGCCCAGCGGAGCUGGCACCAGGCCAAGCCGUGCUCACUGACGCUGCCUAUGCCCAGCAAGGUGUGUCUGAGCACGGCCAUCCAGACCUCCCCCAGCCUCCAGCAACAAUUCCCAGCCUCCCGUGUCCGCAGCAAGAGCACCUGCGACUUCGCCCACGAGGAGGAUCCGGCCGCUGCCUGGGAGCCCAGCAAGAGCCAGACGGGCUGCAGGGGCCCAGCCUGGGCACCCGCCAGAGCCAGCGGGGAUCUCCCCCAGUGCCCCCUCACCAGCCUUUCUGCACACAACCACCUCCCUGCCUCCCCCCUCGCCCAGCACACCAGCAGAGAGGGGCAGCCAGGCCCCACUUCACAUGCCACUUUGUGCCACGGGCUGACUCCAGCGCCCAGGGCUCCUUGCCCACCUUAUCCAGGGACCAUCAGGUGUACCGCGGCCAACUAUACCUCCCAGCAAAAGGGCUGCCCACCAGCGCCCAGCCCCUGCCUCUGCUCCUCCCAGCCCCCUGCAUACACCAGGAACUGUGGGAGCCCUAAGGACAGCCACGGUGCCCCUGCUCCGUGUCCCCUGCGCCCUUCCUCUGUGCCAUGUGGACAGCCUGGGCCACCUGCAGAGCCACGGCCUCGGAGCAGGAGCCAGUCUGAGCAGGACCUGCCAUCCCAGCCUGCUCAUAACCGCAUGGCCGGCAGCCAUGGGCUCGGCCAACCAGCUCAGUGUCCCUCCCAAAGAGACCCCACUGCUGCCCUGCAACAACGCCACCGCUCGUCCUGGGGCAGCCCCAGUGCAGUCCUGCCACCACCAAGCCUCCCCAGUUCUACAGCCACCAUGCUGAAGAAGACACCAGCCACCCUCAGCCACCCGGCUCCCAGCAGUGGACAGGCCCAAUCUGUGGCUGCAAGGCCCAGCGUCUGCAGCCGGCUAAAGGCCAUCCAGACCGAGUGUGGCCUCAUGAACUUGGAGGAGCCUCAGCAACUGACCUCCACAUCCAGCCAGGGGCACCCCCCGAGGACACAGCAAUUCACCCGGACUCCUGGGGCCCCCUGGAGCAACGAGCUGCUGGGCGAGCCCUGUCUGACGGCCGAGCAGCUGGAGACUCUGCACCAGGUUCAGGACCUUCUGCAAUUGGUGGCUGCAGCCAAAGGGCAAGUGGGUCUGUCCAAGGGGGAUGAGCAUUUCCUAACAUCUCGGGGACAUGUGGGUGUGGGGCCCGGGCAAAUGGGGGACCUACAGUCACAGGUGCAGUCCCUGGAAGGGGUGCUGGAGACCAGCCAACAAACCAUCAAGGUGCUGCUGGAUGUCAUCCAGGACCUGGAGAAGAAGGAGGCCCAGCGGGAUGGGCGACACUCAUACCGGACAGGGCAGGAUAUCGCCAACUGUGGGACCUGCCGGGACUGCGCCUGCAUAAUCUACAGUGUGGAACAUGAUUUUCGGCAGCAGGAAGGCCGCUUCCAGCGGGUGCUGAGCAGCAUUGAGAGUGAGUCAAGGCAAAGCUCCCCCACGACAGCCCGGGCCACCACACCGACUCGGCAAGAGCUGUCCCCGAUGCCGAAGCUGCCUGCAAAACUGGACUCCAAAAAAUCCAGGCGCAAAUGUUUCUGGUUCCUGUGA